GUCAGUGUGGUCAAACAUGCAACACCACGCACAUGUGUGUCGCUGCGAAUCUCCCACCGAUAAACACAUGUGGGCUGAUUGAGUCACCGCACGAACACGUCCCACGGUGACGGCCUAUCCUUGAAUCGAUCCUGGUCCAUUAUCCCCCGGCAAUCGUGCGCUGCAUGGCAUUGAUCGAUUCGAUGUUGUUGCGACGAAUACAUAAUGCUGUCCGUUGUCGAGGUGCCGACCGCAGUAGCUUCAAACUAUACGACGAAGCAAGGAAUGCCAGUAUUUCGACAAUGUAAGCCGACGUCUUGUUGUAUUUGUUUCAACGCAAAGCCCCUCGAUGAUGAUGCGCCAGCAAGUCCGUUCCGCAGUCUCAACGCGAAGGGGCCGUGUUGGAGAGAGCCGAAGCGGCUAGGAGCUGGAAAAAACACAAACAGGACCGCACGACCGGCCCAGAUGUCGAUCUCAUUAGUAGCCCGGGCUAAACUAUGUGCCGGCUGCUGUUGGAUCUGUUCAUUCCCCACGUGCAUUCGCAGGAGCGCGAGGAGCUCUCAGAGACUCGUGUAUAUCACGGAACAUGCCCGUCCUCAGCCUGAUAGACUACCCUUGUUGAUGAUUCGACCUCCAUAUGCAGGGACAGUUGGUUGCGAUUUCUGCAACACAUGCACGACAAGAAGUAUAAUGUUGGUCCUCUCUCCUCACACUCAUUGGCAGACAGGUCGGGGCGAUGUUGGCUGUCCAAGUUGGCAAGACAGCAAGCAAGCGAUGGAGGGAGGCGACAACGACAACAGGCGUACAUCACUCAGGCGCCAGAGCAACAGUGUGUGCCCCGACAGCACCAACGCGAAGGCUGAGAGCACUCUUCAUACGGCCAGGAUUUAGACUUUUCACCAUGUCCUUGGUGUCUUUCAUCCCAUAGCACUAGAUGUGUGCUAGUGAGAUGCGCUACGACCGUUUGCGGCGCUUCGAAGUCACAAAUCCGCGUUGCGAGCGGUUGGUUGAAGCUUCGGGGAGGCGCGCCAACCUCUUCAUAUAUGCUGCACACGCCGUA
This is a messenger RNA of Dissoconium aciculare CBS 342.82, 1039 nucleotides long. RefSeq lists its product as uncharacterized. The transcript has a single exon. The record is from RefSeq and is a predicted model, not a curated record. NCBI's taxonomy places the organism in Eukaryota, Fungi, Ascomycota, Dothideomycetes, Mycosphaerellales, Dissoconiaceae. Bases 205 to 870 code for a protein of 221 amino acids.